GGAGCGUCUAGCAGAGUGCUGUUCCAACCUGGCUGGAGAGGUGUGGAUACACCGGGAACGGCGCCAAGGUUUGAGACUCCUAGAACACUACUUGGCGAUGCCGAUUCCCUUGCGCCCGCCAGCUCAAGCGACGGCGAGUCGUCCCCUCCCACACUCAGGCUCCAAAUAUUCCCUGCUGGCACGAUAACUUCCUCAGACACGAGUGGUGCGGGUGAAAAGAAAAGUCAUAGUUCGGCAGAUGAUGUCGAAAAUGUCAAUGGAACUUCGACGUCCAAGGGUGAACUGCACAGCCUAAAUUGGAGGAGUUCGCCGACGCGCGCAAUGGGUGCCUGUGAUGAUCUUAAGACUACAAGAAACCCAUCUUCCCAAGAACAAGCCUUUUGAUGAUCCUCCCGUUUUUUGUCAAGCUGUACAUUUACAUAUGAGAUCAAAGACAACAAGGGAGUACUGCUUAAUCUACAUUUAAAGGGACUAAAACAGACACCAAGAUGAAGGAGCCCAAGAUGGAUUUCUGGUAGUUCUAAUGAUCGCGGCAAACGAGCGCCGCCUCCUGGUUUGAGCUCACGGGGAGUUGGAGGCUCCCAGAAAGGCAGUUCCCUAAGUCGUGGCGCUUCCUCGUUUUCAGCAUACUCAGCGGGAGACUAUAUCAAAGGGUCAUCGCUGAGAACGAUGCAGAAUAGAGGUGGACCACCGGUCGGACCUUCCUUUAAGGCUACCGCUCGAGCAUGUCUCCUUAGUAUUAUCAUCCGCUUGGUCUGUUUUUUCUCUACUUAAAAAGGAUACUACUAUUACUUUCAAGCAACAAGAUGCUAUUAACGCGGUAGUUCUAAUUCCUCCUCGUCUUCGAGACACCGACGUGAUGACGAGCGGUCGGAUCGGGAUUUGCAAGAGAAAAUGCGCAGUUUUUUCGACCGAUUGGGUGACGGAGACGUGGAUCUAAUCUCUUCUUCGGUUAAGUCUGCCGCGCAGCUUUCUCUUAAGGCCGGUUUUGGGAAUCCAUCAAUUUUCAAUGUAUCUCGGGGAAAAAGCAACAUGAUAAGCAAGAACUUACUCACUCACUCUCCACUCUAAGGCUCGUUGGGGCAACUUGAACGUACUCUCUAGUUUAAGAAUGACAUACCCUCUACUCACCUAAGAGAGGUUAAGGGCGGGGGCAACUUGAACUUACUCGCAAAUGCCCUAAGGAUAUUAACUUACUCUCUAUGCAAGAACUUACUCACUGACUGCCAUUUGUUGUCACUUAGUCACUUAUCUGUCAAUUACUGUCAAUUACUCUCUGUCUAAGGGAGGUGGAAAAACAGGGGAUCGCUCCGAGCGAGGCAGAAAGGCGAGCGAGGUUACUACAGCGACAUUGUCUACCACCAUCUCAGCAUCCGUUUCCGCUUCAGUUUCCACCCACCGCUACGGCUCGUCGCGAUAAAUCGUUGGAAGAUGGUGCUCUGGCUGAAUCGAUUGUUGGCGUAGCAUUUGAUGAAAAUAGCUUGUGGUCUAGUAGAAGUCCUCUCAGGUCUCGUCUCUCCGGCCAUCAGGAAAGUCGAACUUGAAGAUGGAUCGUUGAACUUGGAGAUGAAUCGGCGGACAGAGUAAUCAUGUUGGACUUUCCUUACUAAUCCACUAAGAAUUCUCACUAAGGAUUUCAUCUUCUACUCUGUAUCAAUGCAAGACUUUCAUCAAGGAAGAAACAUGAGAAGCAAUGGUGGGUCUUGCAUUAAUGAAUACGCGCUACUAAUAGAAGACGAGGUGGAUCACUCGUCCCGGCCGAUUUUUUAUGACGAACAGAGGGGGCCAGCUGCUCUUUUUAGAAGAGUAUCUAUGUGCUGAUGCUCUCCGUCCGAAGGAAUGCAAAGUACCUCUUGCUCGUCAUGAAUAGUAAUUAAGAGAUGUUCCCCUUGAUGUCUAAGAGUAUUGACUAUUACAGCCUCCGCUCUGCAGCUAGUCCAAUGGUCCGUCGGUUGUAUAGGUGCUAUGUGUGUUGGGUUGAUGAGGAGACGAAGUAAGUUGAAACGAAAUAAGCAUAACGAGCCUGCUCCUCGACGCGCGCGCCGCGAAACUAUGACAAGUCAUCAAACUAAAGGAUGAAACCAGAAGACGAGGUGUAGCAGAAGACAACCUUUAUAGAAGGCGAGACGCUAGGUGGUAAUUACGAUUUCACUUGUUAAAUCUUGGCUAAAUUGAGGUCGGGCGAU
This is a messenger RNA of Amoebophrya sp. A25, 2186 nucleotides long. NCBI's taxonomy places the organism in Eukaryota, Dinophyceae, Syndiniales, Amoebophryaceae. The record is from the annotation of a GenBank genome assembly.